This is a messenger RNA of Hibiscus syriacus, 1024 nucleotides long. RefSeq names its product (DL)-glycerol-3-phosphatase 2-like. The transcript has 6 exons. Gene Ontology annotation, molecular function: sn-glycerol 3-phosphatase activity. Gene Ontology annotation, biological process: glycerol biosynthetic process. The coding region runs from base 46 to 756 and encodes 236 amino acids. The record is from RefSeq and is a predicted model, not a curated record. NCBI's taxonomy places the organism in Eukaryota, Viridiplantae, Streptophyta, Magnoliopsida, Malvales, Malvaceae.
ACUAGUAAAGCAAACACGCACUCUCAAAACCGCAAUUGAUUUGCAAUGGCAGAUGUUUCAGUCAAAAGACCCAUCAUUACUCAAGUCAUCUUCGACAUGGACGGUCUCUUACUUGACACAGAGAAGUUCUACACUGAAGUCCAGGAAAAGAUUCUUUCUAGAUUUAAUAAAACUUUUGAUUGGUCUCUCAAGGCAAAAAUGAUGGGGAUGAAAGCAAUAGAAGCAGCUCGUGUCUUUGUUGAAGAGACUGGGAUCAGUGAUUCUCUUUCAGCCGAGGAUUUCCUUGUAGAAAGAGAGUCAAUGCUACAAAGUUUGUUUCCAACUAGUGAGCUCAUGCCAGGGGCUAGCCGUUUGAUUGAAAAUUUACAUGCAAAAGGAGUACCAAUUUGCUUGGCAACUGGAAGCCACAGGCGGCACUUUGAGCUAAAAACACAAAGACAUGGUGAGCUUUUUAAACUCAUGCAUCAUAUUGUUCUUGGUGAUGAUCCAGAAGUUAAAAAAGGGAAGCCAGCACCUGAUGUAUUCUUAGCUGCCGCUAGAAGGUUUGAGGCUGUGCCUAUAGAUUCCAAGAAAAUUCUUGUGUUUGAAGAUGCACCUGCAGGAGCUCAAGCUGCCAAAAAUGCUGGGAUGAAUGUGGUAAUGGUUCCAGAUCCAAGACUGGACAGCUCCCACCACGCUAUAGCAGACCAAGUUCUGAGCUCCUUAUUGGAUUUCAACCCAAGUGAGUGGGGUUUGCCUGCCUUUGAAAAUGCAUAAACCUUAAACUCCAGCACCUAAUUGAAAGGGGUUUGAACCCUAAACCGAUCAGAUUUCACACCUUGAUCAUUGUCUGGUUUAAGACAUUAUUUAUAUGCUUAUGAGCUUACAACGCUUUAGACGUUAAUCUCUGGACUAUUACGAAUUGUUUUCCUUCCAUUUAUGGUUUAUAAUAGAAAAGGGUUAACAAGCAAGUGUUUUGCUUUUCGGGAAAAGAUGAGAACGUACUCCUUGCAAAUGGAAGGUGCAUGUCUUGCUCUAUAAUUUU